ACACACACACACACACACACACACACACACUCCAUCAUUUGCUCACACACAUAUAUUAUGUAUAUACAUUUAUACUGACUCUACACACACUUACACCCACUCACAUACAAUCAUCAUAUAUGGUGCUGCUACUCUGUUUAUUAUAUCACUUGAUGCCUAGUCACCUUACCCCAAUACAUAUCUAUCUCUGUCACUCCAGUAUCCCUGCACAUUAUAAUCAUGGUACUAGAACUGACUCUGUAUAUAGUAUGCUUACUUACUUUAUCGUGUUCUUCUUAUUUCUUAUUUUUAUAUCUUGUGUGUUUUUGUUCUACCUUGUUAUUUUUAGUAUUAUAUUGUUAUUGAUUACUGCAUUGUUGUGGUUAAAGCUACAGUAGCAAGAAAGGCAUUUCACUGUUGUACUUGUAUACGUGACAUUAAACCUUGAAACAUUGGGGAGAGGCAUUGUGGUCAGCUAAUUUCAGAUUCAGAUCCCUGCAGCAUUCCAUUUAAUUUCAAUGUCAUGCAUUAGCAUGGUCAGGAGAGCACUUCUAUCAUAUAACAUGUAAGUGGGCUUGCCAAUUGUGUACACGUUUAGAAAAUGUGGCUCUAGGUUAUGAGAGUUAUAGGCUGCACACUGAGUUGCCACAAGUCAGGAUGUUGCAUUUACAGGUAACUGCCCAAAUAAUGGAAACACUUGAGUAAAUGAGGGAUUGAUACAAGUAUAUUGGAAGCAGGUGCUUCCACACAUGGUUCCUGAGUUAAUUAAGCAAUUAACAUCCCAUCAUGCUUAGAGUCAUGUAUAACAAUGCUAGGCAGGCCAAUAUUUUGGCUACCAUGGCUACGCCCCCAUAGGAUUACAAAGCCCCUAUCCACAUGGCACGAGUGGUCACUGAAUGGUUUGAUGAGCAUGAAAAUUAUGUAAACCAUAUGCCAUGGUCGUCUCAGUCACCAGAUCUCAACCCAAUUGAAAACUUAUGGGAGAUUCUGGAGCGGUGCCUGAGACAGCGUUUUCCACCACCAUCAACAUAACACCAAAUUAUGGAAUUUAUUGUGGAAGAAAGGAGAUGCAUCCCUCUAAUAGAGUUUCAGAAACUUGUAGAAUCUAAGCCAAGGUGAAUUGAGGCUGUUCUGGCUCGUGGUAGACCAACAGUAUAUUAAGACACUUUAUGUUGGUGUUCCCUUUAUUUGGGCAAUUAUUUGUGGUAUUGCUAGCGAAAAAGGAAGUCAGCUUUCUGAUCUUCGCUUUGAAGAAUGAUAGUGUUUCAAUACACAUGUAUAAAAUAUCUUAAACGACAACAUUUCCCCCCCCACCGACCUUACCCGGGCUCAGAUCCAAUCCCUCAACCUUGCUAACCACGCUCCUUCCCCUCCACAACGGCAACCAAUCAAGCCAGAGUCAAUGGGUAGAAAAGAGCAGACGUUCUGUGCUCUCCAACCAGGACCAAGUUAACUACACUGGCUUACAACAGUUGCUUUAUUAUCCAUUUCUACCUUCCUUUUGACUGAGAAGAAGAUGAGGGUCGUCAAUAUGGGUCUUCUGCUGGUUUGUGCAGCCUUUGCUCAGUCCUUCAAGUCUCAAGGUGGGGGGAGUCUGAGAGAGGAGGAGGUCAUGUGGGGGAACUACCUAAUGGACAGAGAUGACAACCAUGCCGAGAUCAAAGCUGUCCUUCCAGGUACCUGCUCUGCGUGUAAGGGCAUCAUCAACAAGGUCAAGGCCAAGCUGAAUGGUGAUAAUGACAGGGAUAACAUUGCUGCUAAACUGGACUCUAUUUGUCGCAGCUUGGGGAAGCUCAAAGGCGUCUGCAAGAGACUGGUCAAUAAAUACAAAGAACAACUGAUUGAUGCACUUGUCAGUGAUGUGGAUGCAAGGGUUGCCUGUCAGAAAUUGAAGCUAUGCAAAUGAGAUACCAUUCACCCACGAUUGCCCUGGAUAUGGGUCUGAGCAUACAUGUUCUGUCUGUUUUUCUUUCAGAUGAACACGCUGUCAUAGCUUAGCUUUACAUUAUUUUCAUACACAACUGUCUGGAUGGAAUGGCAGUCUUUAAAGUCACUUGUAUUGCUACUGCAAUUUUCAUUGAAUUAAAUACUGAAACUUA
Molecule: messenger RNA, 2078 nt
Organism: Salvelinus fontinalis (brook trout)
Lineage: Eukaryota; Metazoa; Chordata; Actinopteri; Salmoniformes; Salmonidae
Product: saposin-C-like
Exons: 4
Coding region: 1496-1885 (129 amino acids)
Biological process (GO): killing of cells of another organism; defense response to bacterium; antimicrobial humoral immune response mediated by antimicrobial peptide
Cellular component (GO): cytolytic granule
Source: RefSeq, a predicted model, not a curated record